Lodderomyces oxycetoniae is the source of this 1152-nucleotide messenger RNA. RefSeq lists its product as uncharacterized. Gene Ontology annotation, biological process: transcription initiation at RNA polymerase II promoter. The record is from RefSeq and is a predicted model, not a curated record. Lineage: Eukaryota; Fungi; Ascomycota; Pichiomycetes; Serinales; Debaryomycetaceae. The transcript has a single exon. Gene Ontology annotation, cellular component: transcription factor TFIID complex. Bases 1 to 1152 code for a protein of 383 amino acids.
AUGAAUUUCUCACGGCAGACCCCUGUGGAGGAGGUUCAGUUUACUAAAGUUAUAGCGAUAUUGUUACAAUUCAAGGAGUAUCGAGUUACAGAGUUGUUUCUUACCCAGCUAGUUGCUUUGGCCUCGAAUUACAUAGAUGACUUGUUGGUUCAAUUAUUGGGGUAUGCCCAAUUGCAAAGACGUCGAAAGCCAGCUCUUUCAGACAUACGAAUACUUUUCAAGCUCAACAAUGUCCCAACUCGAGACUUGGCACAUGAAAUAGAUACAACGAGACAUUUUCCCCAAUUGUAUCGACAGCAGAUUCAAGAUGUAAUGAAAGAAAGCGCGGUGCAACAAGACGAGAGUAUUGAAUCGUUACCAUUUUUCCAAAACGAGCACAAUGCUAUUGCUGCUGUGGUACCAAAUUUACGAAAGAAACCCAGCUAUGUGCCAUCGUAUCUACCUGACCUUCCUUCCGAUUACACGUACCAGUCGACUCCUAUAUAUACGCAACCGUUGAAAGAUUUGAAGCAGCUUCGAAUAAAGUUGGUGGAACAGUCGAGGAUGACUGAGAAGUAUUUGUAUGAGCUUAUUGAGAACGAUGACGUUGAAAACAACAUAAAGACAAAUUUUGAGAAAAAGUUGCAGGAGAUGAUACAAGAUGAGAGUAGUAGGAAAAAGGAUAGUGUUCUUGAAGAGGAGGUGCAUGAGAAGCAACCGAUUGCAAAUGAACAACAUGAAAGCGAGCAAGACCCAACCAUUUUCAAGUUUGAUUUUGAGAAAUAUGCUCGACAACGAAAAAACAUUAGGUUGAAAAGAGAACGAGAGUUUGAAGCCAAGAGGAAUUUACGAGACUCAAAUGUGUUUAUUAAAGCAGAAACCUACUUUAGCCCAUAUGCAACGAAGAAACCCACAAAAGAGACAAGUAUAUAUUUCAAAAAUGUCCUAGAUGAGGAAUUUGAAAAAGUGAUUGUUUCCCUAAGACUAAAGGAAAUGGAAAAACAAGAGGCAGAGAUGAAGGAAAGAAAACAAAGAGAAGAACGUCAACUUCGAGAGAAAAAUGAAAUACAAUUUGAUUUUUCCAAUUUUAAACGACAUUACAGCAGUGACAGUAACAGUGAUAGUGACAUUGGUAAUGACAUGUUUAAUGAGGAAACAACUGAAUUUCUGUGA